CAUUAAAAAACAAUUUUAGAUUGCUCAUACAUAUUUUAAGGUUAAUUUGCUCAAGCAUUUGCACAAAUUUACAGUUCUACUUGAGUUUUUAAAUUUAGUAGUCUGUAUAGAUUUUAAUUCCCUGCCCCCGCCCCGUCCAAGCACGCUAUAGGUGCUGCUAAGCCUCUGAUAAAUAUUACUCCAUGAAAGAGUACUCCUUUAAAAAAAUACUCUCAAUAAAAGAACUUUAAUAAGCUUGACUAAAUAUUUAGAAAGCAUAUUGUGUUGAGUGAAACUUUGUAUCUAAUACAUAAUAAGAGUAAUAGAAAAUCAUAUUGGGUGACUAGUCUGUAAUUAUCCAAGGAACACAUACAAUGAAACAAGUUCUUUUGGUUACUUCGUUAAACAGCCAACACAAUGGGGAAAGUGGAGGAAAUGUCCCAUAAACACUAUGAAAAGGGAACCAGAAAACCCAGUAUGUAAUCUCGGAGUAAUGACAGCAUCAGAAAACAAAACCAACAAAAGAGAACACCUUCCAGAACAAUCUGAGCUGCAUGAAAGGCAAACAUUCACUAAAGUUGGAGCUUUCCUAACUAAGUCUGCCCGGAGAUAAGUGGCAUAUUUGACCUUCACCAUGAUUAACAAGCAUUUCUUUGAAAUUGUGUCGGUGCUGUUGGCCUCUUCUACUAUCUUCUCCCUAGAGUUGAAACUGGCUCUCUUCCAACAAAGAGUAAACAGAGAGAGUUUAAAACUCUUGAGUACAUUGCAAAGCUCAUCAAUUCAGCAGUGUCUGCCACACAGGAAAAACUUCCUGCUUCCCCAGCGGUCUGUGAAUCUUCGCCAGUACCAGAAAGGACAAGCACUGGCCAUUCUUCACGAGAUGCUUCAGCAGAUCUUCAACCUCUUCAGGGCAAAUACUUCUUCAGAUGGUUGGGAGGAAAGCCACGUGGAGAAGUUCCUCACUGAGCUUCAUCAACAGCUGGAAUACCUAGAAGAACUCACAGGCCCGGAAGCAGAGCAGGACAGCUGCAUCUUGGGGAGUGAGAACGUUAGGUUACAGAUUAAAAUGUACUUCCAAAGGAUCCAUGAUUACCUGGAAAGCCAAGAGUACAGCAGCUGUGCCUGGACCAUUGUUCGAGUAGAAAUCAACCGGUGUCUCUUCUUUGCACUCCAGCUGAUAAGAAAGAUAAGCAAACGAGGAAUGCAUUCCUUGAAGAAUGUGGAGCAUGAGCCAAGGGCAGACUUUAGAAGCAUAGGGUAG
Molecule: messenger RNA, 1240 nt
Organism: Herpailurus yagouaroundi (jaguarundi)
Lineage: Eukaryota; Metazoa; Chordata; Mammalia; Carnivora; Felidae
Gene: IFNE
Product: interferon epsilon
Exons: 1
Coding region: 614-1240 (208 amino acids)
Biological process (GO): defense response
Cellular component (GO): extracellular region
Molecular function (GO): cytokine receptor binding
Source: RefSeq, a predicted model, not a curated record